Molecule: messenger RNA, 4193 nt
Organism: Poecilia latipinna (sailfin molly)
Lineage: Eukaryota; Metazoa; Chordata; Actinopteri; Cyprinodontiformes; Poeciliidae
Product: contactin-associated protein-like 2
Exons: 19
Coding region: 166-3156 (996 amino acids)
Source: RefSeq, a predicted model, not a curated record
UUAAAUAUCAAUUUUCACUUGUGUGGUGAAUUUCACACGUUCACUAGCCACACUGUUGGCAUGUUUCAUUCUAAAUGGGUUUACACAUGUAUUUACUGACAACAAUCCAAACUGUGCUGUGUGUUUUCUAAGCUUACCUUUGGAGGACUUUCUGAAUCUGCAAGAAUGAGUUUAGGUGGCAAAGAGAACUUUGCUGGCUGCUUGGAAGGAAUCACCUACAAUGGAGAUAACAUAACCAGCUUGGUGCGCAGGAAGAAGGUGGACACCUCCAAUUUUCGUAACCUGACAUUCACCUGUGCUGAAUCCAGCUUUUUUCCUGUCUACUUCAACUCCACAUCCUUCCUGCGACUGCCGGGCCAGAGGGACAGUGACACUCUCUCAGUAAGUCUGUCUUUCAGGACGUGGAACCCCAACGGAGUGCUGAUGUUCACACAGCUGGCUGAGGGUUGGUUGGAGCUGUUACUGAUUGAAGGCAAGAUCACCGUCUACAUGAACGUGACACAGAAGAGGAGCACACGUAUUGACAUUUCUUCAGGUAUAGGUCUGAAUGAUGGCCAGUGGCACAGUGUCCAUUUAAAUGCACUGGACAACUAUGCCAUGCUGACGGUAGAUGGAGAUGAAGCAUCCACUGUUAGGACCGCUAUUCCUGGCCAGAUCAAGACAGGAGGAACCUACUACUUUGGAGGCUACUUCCCACACACUAGCAUGUGGUCACUACAGCGCUCUUUCCAGGGCUGCAUUCAGAUGAUCCACAUAGAUGACCAUCUAGUGGACCUGCGGGCUGUGGAGGAGGGUCACAUUGGAACCUUCGAAAAUGUUAGCCUGGAUAUGUGUGCAAUUAUAGACAGGUGUGUUCCCAACCACUGUGAGCAUGGAGGGAAAUGCUCCCAGACAUGGGAUACAUUCAGCUGCAAUUGCAGUGGUACUGGCUACUCUGGAGCAACAUGCCAUACAUCGCUGUAUCAGCAGUCCUGUGAGGAGUAUAAGCAUCAGGGUAAGAGCUCAGGCAACUUCUGGAUUGACCCUGAUGGUAGUGGCUCUCUAUCCCCCUUCAGAGUUCACUGUGACAUGACAGACACAAUGGUUUGGACCACUCUAAGGAACAACAUGUCUCCUCAGACGUCAGUUUCUGCUGCAGAUGAGGAUGGAAAAGCAGUACUUCCAAUUACUUACAAUGUCACUGAUGAACAGGUAUUGUCAGUCACCAGCAGAGCAGAAAGGUGUGAACAGUAUGUAGCUUACACCUGCCGAAUGUCUCGUCUGCUGACUGGUCCAGAUGGCACUCCAUUUACCUGGUGGCUAGGAAGAGAUAAUAAGAGACACUUCUACUGGGGCGGGUCAGGACCUGGGAUACAGAAGUGUGCCUGCGGUAUUGAAAACAACUGUUCUGAUCCCAAACACUACUGUAACUGUGACGCUGACCUGCGAGCCUGGAUGGAAGAUGCAGGUUUGUUGGUGUAUAAAGACCAUUUGCCAGUCAAUACAGUUGUGAUCGGUGAUACAAGCAGAUCCGGAUCUGAGGCCAAGCUGACUGUUGGGCCUCUUAAAUGCCAGGGAGAUAGAAACUUCUGGAAUGCAGCUUCCUUUAACAGCCCCGCCUCUUCACUUCAUUUCAAGUACUUUCAAAUUGAAUCCAGUACUGAUAUCUCAUUUUACUUUAAGACCUCUUCCAAUUACGGAGUCUUACUGGAGAACCUGGGAGCCAACAACCUCCUUCACAUUGAAAUCCGAGAAGGCUCAAUGGUCCUGUUAUCUUUUGAUUUUGGAAAAAAUCGGAUGGAGCUCACUGUUCAAACACCAAAGCCUCUAAAUGAUGACCAGUGGCAUCGUGUGGAGGCUGAGAAGAACACCAAAGAAGCAGUACUACAAAUUGAUGGUCAUUACAGAGAGGUAAAAGCGACCCCCCCACUGGGACACACAGAGCUGGAGUUCUACAGUGAUCUAUAUAUUGGUGCUUUGAGUGGCCAAAGGGGCUUCCUGGGCUGCAUGAGGUCUCUGAAAAUAAAUGGGAUCUUCUUUGAUCUGGAAGAAAGGGCAAAGGUGACUCCAGGAGUGAAGCCAGGCUGUCAGGGCCAUUGUAGCACCUACAAAAUGCACUGCAGGAAUGGCGGAAGGUGUGUGGAGCAAUACAAUGGAUACUCAUGUGACUGCUCUCUCAGUGCAUAUGAUGGACCCUUCUGCACUGAUGACGUAGGAGGGUAUUUUGAGGCAGGAACCAUGGUACGCUAUGACUUUCUGUUGGAUCAUGGCGGAUUGUUGCUAGGCGACCCAAGGAGCUUUUCAAACCUUGCCUAUUUAGGGGAAACCAACCUCACCCAGGAGGAACUGGUCUUCAGUUUCAGUACAUACAGUGCUCCAAGCAUUCUUGUGUACAUUAGUUCAAGGACCCAGGACUACAUGGCAGUGGUGCUGCGACACAAUGGCUCUCUCCAGGUCCGGUACAGUCUUGGUGGACUUGUAGAACCUUACACCAUAGAUAUUGACCAUCGCAACAUGGCCAAUGGUCAGCCGCACUCUGUCAACAUAACAAGGAAUCUGAGGGAGAUUCGACUGCAGCUUGACCACUACACUGUGUCGACACACACCCUGCCUGAGUCUUCUGACACACAGUUCAGCUUGGUCAAAAGUAUCUUUCUUGGAAAGGUUUAUGAAACGGGACAGAUUGACCCCAUUCUAAUAGAGCGCUACAACAGCCCAGGCUUUGUUGGAUGCUUAUCCAGAGUUCAGCUGAAUAAUGUGGCACCGCUGAAAGCUGCACUUCGCUCAGGCAUGACUGCUCCAGUCAGCAUCCAUGGAAUCCUGGUCCAGUCCAACUGUGGAGCCUCACCACUGACCAUUACCCCCAUGCCCCUUGCUAGUGACCUAUGGCAAAUAGAAGCUGGUGGUGCAGUUUUUCCCUUCAAAGACGAAAAGAUUGGAGGUGAUGCUGCUCAUCAGAAUUUUGCAGUAAUUGCAGGUAUUAUCUCCCUGGUCAUCUUGACAGUGCUGUGCUUCAUGGUGUUCGUGAUUCGCCACAUGUUUCGUCACAAGGGCUCAUACCACACUAAUGAGGCCAAGGGAGCAGACUCAGCAAACUGUGCUGAUGCAGCCAUUAUUGUCAAUGACCCGGCCUUCACUGAAACUAUUGAUGAGAGCAAGAAGGAGUGGUUCAUCUGACGUCUGGAAAAGCCUUGAAAACGUCACUCAUGGACAUGGGUCGAUUUUUUUUUUUUUUCCAAGCUUUGGGAGUAUUUAGGAAGUGGCAAACUGUGGAACCUUAAGCAUGUACGAGUCAUUAUUAAAAAAAAAAGCAACUUUGUGGACAGAUGUAGAGAGAGAUGGUAUUAUGGCACAAAGCACACCACAAGUUAUUUUACAAUGGUUUCUCCUAAAUGGACAAUGCAACAAAGUAAAACGCUUCACAGGAUUGUGCCAUAAAAUCAUAGAAUGAAAUUGUCUUAGAACAUAUCAGUUUUGUUUUUUACCAUUCUGAAAUACAUUUUCUAUUAAGUGUCAAUAUUAUUUUUAUUAGCUUUAUUUAUUCAGACUUAUUUAUAUGUAUUUUUCUGUUUAUAUUUGAUCUCCAUAAAAUGUGACACAUUGUAUCCAUCAUUAUGCCACAAAACAUCCAUAAUUGUAGCCAUUAUUUAAAUUGUAUCUGUUUUUACCAUAUUUUUAAAGAUUUGUGGCCUGGGCUUUGAUUGAACCCUGGAUGUGUACGUUCUGGCCGGUCUGUAAGUACAGCUGAUGAAACACAAUAAGGCUGCAUUUUACAUGAUAGACAGCAUUGACUCUUCUAGUUGUUGGUUUUAAAAUCCAAACGGGCCAAUUAGUCCAAACAGGUUCUUAUAUUUAGGUAUUUUUGUAUUUUUCUUAUGUUUCCACACUACAUUUACUUCUUAAGAUACAUGAAAACCCCUGACUGGACUAUGUUUUAAGUUGGUCAGAUAAUUCUUUUGGAAUUAUUUUAAAAGGACUCGUAUAGCAUCAGUCUCUUGAAACCAGAUAUUUAAUAAGUUAUUGCAAAGGAAUGUUUAUUAGUUACAUGUUUAGCUCCACCUUAACUCUGGACAUUUGAUUGUAAUGCAUUUUGUAUUUAUUCGUUUUCUUGUAUGCUGUUUGACACUGACUUGCCCUAUAUUUUUUCUUUAUGAGCCACUGUAGAACCACAUAGUUUUCUUCAUGUUACAUGGAUAAAAACAAUCCAAAACGUA